ACUAACACCUGGUCUCUCUCUACGACAACUUCAGAAAUUUGCUGUCUUUCUCUCUGUGACAAGAGAAAGAAAAGCAACGCUGUGAUUUAAAGGAAAUACUUAGAAAGAUUGCUUUUGAUUUUUUUUUUAAUUUUCUUUUUAAAGAAGUUAUAGGAGAGAAAUAGAAAAACCUGACCUUUUCGCCUUCCCAACUUCCCAGGCAAAUUUGAAGUUUCUGACCACCUCUCUGCCUCGGGACGUUCUGUCUCCGGCGGGGGAGCUUCGAGUUAUGGGAAACAUCAGAAGUCCAUUCAAGGGGAUAAUCAAAGACAUCAAGGGAAGAAGUGCGUGCUACAAGCAAGAUUGGGUCAGUGGACUUUGCUCAGGCUUUCGGAUAUUAGCUCCGACUGCCUAUAUCUUCUUUGCUUCUGCUCUUCCUGUUAUUGCCUUUGGAGAGCAAUUGAGUCGAGAUACAGAUGGUGCCCUCAGUGCAGUGGAAACAUUGGCUUCCACAGCUAUUUGUGGAAUCAUUCACUCCAUUUUAGGUGGGCAGCCUUUAUUGAUAGUAGGUGUUGCAGAGCCAACAGUUAUAAUGUACACUUAUUUGUACAAUUUCAGCAAAAAAAGGCCAGAGUUGGGCCAGGAACUAUUUUUGGCGUGGACUGCAUGGGUCUGUGUAUGGACAGCUCUGCUGCUCAUUCUUCUUGCUAUAUUCAAUGCAUGCACCAUAAUCACCAGAUUUACAAGAAUUGCAGGAGAGCUUUUUGGCAUGUUGAUAACUAUUCUUUUCCUUCAAGAGGCUAUUAAGGGAGUGGUCAGUGAAUUCGGUAUUCCCAAAGGUGAAGAUCCUAAGUUGGAGAAAUAUCAGUUCCCCUGGCUAUAUACAAAUGGGUUGCUGGCAGUCAUUUUCUCAUUUGGGCUUCUAUUCACUGCCUUAAAGACCCGAAAGGCAAGAUCAUGGCGUUACGGAACAGGUUGGCUUCGAGGUUUUCUUGCAGACUAUGGGGUUCCCCUUAUGGUCUUGUGUUGGACAGCAUUGUCUUACACGAUACCUGGCAAAGUUGAAUCUGGAGUUCCCAGGAGGCUGUUCUGUCCACUUCUAUGGGAACCUGAAUCAUUACAUCAUUGGACAGUGAUAAAGGAUAUGGGAAAGAUUCCAAUAGCAUACAUCUUUGCUGCCUUUAUACCAGCACUGAUGAUAGCAGGUCUAUACUUCUUCGAUCACAGUGUCGCUUCACAGAUGGCCCAACAAAAGGAGUUUAACCUUAAAAAUCCCUCUGCUUACCAUUAUGAUAUCUUGUUGCUAGGACUUAUGACUUUGAUUUGUGGUUUGCUGGGACUCCCUCCUUCAAAUGGGGUCCUUCCACAAUCUCCCAUGCACACUAAGAGCCUUGCUGUUCUCAAGAGGCAGCUGAUUCGGAAAAAAAUGGUAAAAAGUGCCAAGGAGGGCAUGUUGCAACAAGCAAGCAACUCAGAGAUCUAUGGAAGGAUGCAAGCUGUGUUCAUAGAAAUGGAUGCAUCUCCUGCUACCACUUCAGUAGAUAAAGAGUUGAAGAACUUGAAAGAGGCUGUAAUGAAAGGUGACGGUGGGGAGGAUGCAAAAGAAAACUUUGAUCCUGAGAAACAUAUUGAUGCUUAUUUGCCCGUUAGAGUUAAUGAACAAAGAAUGAGCAACCUGUUGCAGUCAUUCCUGGUGGGACUUUCCAUGUGUCUUCUGCCUGUACUAAAAAAGAUACCCACCUCCGUACUGUGGGGAUACUUUGCCUACAUGGCCAUUGACAGCCUCCCAGGGAACCAGUUCUGGGAAAGGGUGUUGCUACUCUUCAUCACCCCUAGCAGACGUUACAAAGUCCUCGAAGGUGUUCACGCAUCAUUUGUGGAGACUGUACCUUUCAAGGCCAUUUUGAUGUUUACACUCUUCCAAUUUGUUUAUCUUCUGGUAUGUUUCGGGAUGACAUGGAUACCUAUAGCUGGAAUACUGUUUCCACUGCCGUUCUUCCUCCUCAUCAGCAUCAGACAGCACAUCCUUCCAAAGCUUUUCCAUCAUGAACAUCUUCGGGAACUUGAUGCUGCUGAGUAUGAAGAAAUUGCUGGUACACCACGAAGAAACUUAAGUAUAACACUCAAGGAAAGGCAACCACCUGAUUCUCUCAGUGAAGGGACUGAAGACUUUUAUGAUGCUGAGUUAUUGGAUGAAAUGACAACGAACAGAGGAGAGUUGAAGCUUAGAACCGUAAGCUUUAAGGAAGAAAGAUUAUAUCAGGUUCAUCCACAAGAAAAUGCAGAAAUCAUCAAGAGCAACAGUAAUAUUUAGCGUACCAUGAGCCUGCUAUGAUAAGGAUUACUAAUUCGUAAUCGUAAUCCUCUGCCUGAUUGAAGAAAGAAUCAUUAUCAUAAGGGAAGAAUGUCCAAGAAUGUUGCCUUUUGUAUAGCCGGUUAAUUACCAAAAAAAGCUGAAACAGAGGAAAAAAAAAAUUCAACACUUACGCAUGAAGAAAUGGAGGAAAGGAAGCAUUGAACAGUCAUUUCCCCCUUUCUUUCUUUGUUUUUCUAUUGGUUAAUCCUUAAAAAUUAGGCAUAUCUGCUAGAAUAUUAACAGUGAGGAUUUAGGUCCUAUAGCCCUUCAAUCAUUGCUUUUUUUUUUUUCUUUUCUUCUUUUUGGCCAAGGGAGAAGUGACUGAGGUGGGGGAAAGGAGACGAGGGUCAUGGUCAUUUCAUUGCUAAGUAGAUGAGAGGAUACAGUACUUUUCAUGUUAAAAUUUGUGAAUCAUGAAUAUAGAUUUACUUGUUGAUCUCUA
Durio zibethinus is the source of this 2777-nucleotide messenger RNA. Its product is annotated as putative boron transporter 6. Gene Ontology annotation, cellular component: plasma membrane. The record is from RefSeq and is a predicted model, not a curated record. NCBI's taxonomy places the organism in Eukaryota, Viridiplantae, Streptophyta, Magnoliopsida, Malvales, Malvaceae. Gene Ontology annotation, biological process: monoatomic ion homeostasis; transmembrane transport; monoatomic anion transport. Gene Ontology annotation, molecular function: solute:inorganic anion antiporter activity.